This is a messenger RNA of Sphaeramia orbicularis (orbiculate cardinalfish), 1115 nucleotides long. RefSeq names its product transcription factor BTF3 homolog 4-like. NCBI's taxonomy places the organism in Eukaryota, Metazoa, Chordata, Actinopteri, Kurtiformes, Apogonidae. The transcript has 6 exons. The record is from RefSeq and is a predicted model, not a curated record. The coding region runs from base 76 to 552 and encodes 158 amino acids.
CUGCUUCACCCUCGUUAGUAUCGAGACAAGACUUGAACACACUGUCAGUUAAAUCUUCUUUAAGAGAGAAACACCAUGAAUCAAGAGAAACUUGCCAAACUUCAGGCACAAGUCCGGAUAGGUGGAAAGGGAACAGCCCGCAGGAAGAAAAAGGUUGUUCACAAAACGGCAACAGCUGAUGACAAAAAACUUCAAGGCUCUUUGAAGAAACUGGCAGUGAACAACAUUGCUGGGAUAGAAGAGGUGAAUAUGAUGAAAGACGACGGGACAGUAAUCCACUUCAACAAUCCCAAAGUGCAGGCGUCUCUGUCUGCCAACACCUUUGCCAUUACAGGCCACGCUGAGACCAAGCAGCUGACUGAGAUGCUGCCAGGCAUCCUGAGCCAGCUGGGAGCCGACAGCCUCAGCAGCCUGCGCAAGCUGGCUGAGCAGUUCCCACGGCAAUCAAUGGACAUGAAAGCAGUCAAGGAGGAGAUUGCAGAGGAGGAGGAUGACGAUGUACCAGAUCUCGUGGAGAACUUUGAUGAAGCCUCAAAGAAUGAAGCAAACUGAUAAAUAAUGUUUUUUUUUUUUUAAUCAGUCAGCCAUUUAAUCCUUUUCCUCAGUUGGACUCACAAAAGGCAUUUCCUCCAAUGGGGAAACUGUUGUUAAAGGUGCAGUGCACCAUCUCCUGAGAUGUGAACCACUUAGGUUUAGCCUGCCACCACAGCAAAACAACUACAACCAGCAGAUACAGUAGGUUUGGAUUCAUUGUGGACACACCAGGAUCUGUACGACUCUCAGCACCCAAAGGACUUCAUGUGUUUAGAAAUGAGCUUUCUACGUGGUUAAACAUGGCAUCUAGUAUUUAAGAGAUUGUAUAUCAAAUUACAGUACAAGUGAAUGAAGAAUCCACUUUACAUAUAGUGGUGGUUAUGAAUUUAAUAAAGCAUUUUGGGCUAAUGAGAUUUCUUUCUAUUCUUGGACUUUCAAGUUGAACACUAAUUCAAAUGAUCAGAAAGCAGCAGUAUUGUUUUUCCUGCAGGUGUUCAAGUAGUGUGUGAGGUCUCUAUAUGUUAAAUAUUUGUAACUGAUGCUCGUUUUAUAAAUAGAAUAAACACUCCAGCCUGUGAAAA